Messenger RNA from Camellia sinensis, 2897 nucleotides. Its product is annotated as putative 2-oxoglutarate-dependent dioxygenase AOP1. NCBI's taxonomy places the organism in Eukaryota, Viridiplantae, Streptophyta, Magnoliopsida, Ericales, Theaceae. The record is from RefSeq and is a predicted model, not a curated record.
AAUCUUUACUUCUAUUAAGUAACCUCAUAAUUGAAGGGGAGAUAAUCUAAUUGAUAUGCAAUCUAAUUGAAUACAACUGAAAAAUAAUUUAAAAAUCAACCAGAUAUUGGUUAAUUUUUCUUUCCCUUUCUUCAAUAAAUAAUCACAAACAAGAAUCAGGUUGCUCUGAUAUUUUAUUCCUUAGUAGUUAGUUCAAUUCUGUCAAUAACUAGAUCUCAAUCUUUUUGUAAUAUUCAUAAUAUAUUAAGUGAAGUCGAUCAUGUAGAGACCUCAAUCUUGUCUUUGUCUAUUUUAUUUUUUCUAUUUCCCCUUUCACGUUCAUGUAGCAUCACAUUCUUGGAAGAACUCGUGGCUUACAAACUGAAAGCACCAAAUUCAUAAGUUAAUCAUGCAAUAUGCAUCCAUGGACCACACAUAAUUUUAUAUUUCACUGAUCAAUCUUGGUCUAAUCAAUUUUGAAAUUGUAAUUAAAAAAGUUAGAAUUUAAAACAUUACUCUUCUAUGUUAGAUUUCCUCGACAUUACCCAAGCAGGUAAAAUGACCGCAACAAAACCACAUAACGAAUUUAUAUAGUUCUCUUUAAUUAUCAAUGUGUGCACUAAGCAUUCAUGAAACUAUACAAACAGGCUAUAAAAUUCUUGAAAUUCAGCAAAAUCACAAUGAAGUACAUAGCUUUUACCUCUAAUAAGUACCAGAAAAAUAUAAAGAAAUGGGCUCCGAAACAAUGGAGCAUAGGAUGAACGAAAGGCCGAUAGUUUGGCAUAGUUGUAAAAAUUAAAUUUUUGUUUUUUGAUAAUUGGGUGUCCAGGCAAACUUACGCACACGUCGACCAAUCCUAAGGCCCUAAAGUUGACAACGGGGCAAAUCUAAGUGGCCCUUGGACUUUAUUUGGAUCGUGAGGUGAAGUGAGGUGAGAAAAGAAAUUAAAUGAUUAUUGUUUCUCACCAUUGGGUUUGAAUGAAUAAAAAAAUAUAUAUAUAAUUUCUCACCUAUCUUGUUUGCAUAGAAUAAAUAAGAGAAAAGAAAUGAAAGUAUUGUAUUUUAUUUUACUAAAAUAACAUUCCAUAUUAAUAAGCUAUGUUUUUUCAUAAGGGUAAUUUUGAUAUUUUAAAAAACUUUCAUUAAAUCCAAUUCCUUUCUUACCAAAUCUCACCGCUUUUAGUAAGAAACAAAACAUAAGUUUGGUGAGAAUAAUUUUCUCACAAUCUCUCAUCAUUUCUUACUAUUUCUCACUUACUUAACCAUCGGAAAGGUUUUCCAUUCUCACCAUUUCUUUUCUUUUCUCACUAAACCCCUCCAUCCAAACGGAGUGUUAGAAUGACUCCACUUCGAGACCUUGGAUCUUAUCCUCAAGUCUUUACUCAGAGGUGUGUGAAAAUUAAAUUUUUAAUGAGACUAUAUAUUUCUAGUGGACCUUUUUUCUAUGUUAAUAAAUUCAAUUUUCAAAUUCUUGGGGGUUUUAAAAUUACAAAAUUUUACUGGAAUGAGAUGUUUUUAUCUAUAUUUUAAAGAAAACUUUGGUCUAUUCUGAAUGUAAUCAAUCAUUUGUCCUGAUAACACCAUAAAAUUCUAAGCAUUCAUGAAACUAGAUAAAUAGACUAUACAAAACACUUCAAAUUCAUCAAAAGCACAACAGAGUAUACAUACUAUACUAGUAGCGUUUUACCCUCAAGAAAUGGGCUCCAAAACUCAACUCAGACUUCCGAUGAUUGAUUUCUCCAACGUAGAGCUAAACCCUAGCUCUCCGGAGUGGAAAUCGGUGAAAGCUCAGGUCCGAGAAGCGCUCGAAGAGUACGGUUGCUUCGAAGCAACGUUCUCGAAAGUUCCUUUGGAUCUUCGAAAGGCCUUGUUUGGGGCACUAGAAGAGCUUUUCGAUCUGCCUUUGCAAACGAAGCUGAAAAACUCUUCGAAAAAGCCCUUCCAUGGCUAUGUCGGCCAAUAUCCGAUGGUGCCGCUCUAUGAGAGCAUGGGCAUCGAUCAUGCUCCCAACCCUGAUAAAGUACAAGGAUUCACUCAGCUCUUGUGGCCUGAAGGAAACCCUAAUUUCUGCAAAACCAUACAAUCCUACUCAGAGAAACUAUCUGAAUUAGACCAGAUAAUAAGGAGGAUGGUAUUGGAGAGCUUUGGGUUAGAGAAGUACAUGGAUGAACACAUGGACUCAACUAACUACCUUCUUAGAGUGAUGAAGUAUAAAGGACCACAAACAACAGAGACAAAGCUUGGGCUAAACUCACACACAGAUAAGAACAUUGUUACCAUUUUGUAUCAAAAUCAAGUUGAUGGGUUAGAGGUGCAGACUAAAGAUGGAGAGUGGAUCAAUGUCAAGCCGUCCCCUGACUCUUUCAUUGCCAUGAUUGGUGAUUCUUUCUAUGCAUGGACAAAUGGUAGACUGUAUUCAGCACACCAUCAAGUGAUGAUGAGAGGGAAUGAGGCAAGGUACUCUGCAGGAUUGUUUUCUAUCCCAAAAGCAGGUUACAUAGUCAAAGCACCAGAAGAGCUUGUUGAUGAAGACCACCCUUUGCUCUUCAAGCCCUUUGAUCAUGUUGAAUUCCUUGGUUUCUACUACACUGAGGCUGGCCAGAGAUCCCCAUCUGCCCUCAAGGCUUUUUGCGGUGUCUGAACUAGUUAUGUUCAAACCAAGAACUCAAAUACAGAAAAGUAUCAAGAAAAAUAAUGUUUGAUCCAAAUUCAAUUAUGAUAUACAUAUACUGGUGUCUGAAUUUGGCAUCAAGAAUGUUGAGAAACAUGUGUUUGUCUAGUUUCUACCUACUUGUAAAUGAUUUACUUGUGUAUGUGGCUUUCUUUGGGUACUUGUUAAUGCUAAUGGUGUUUUGGUAUUAUGUCAAUAUUAUUGUAUCAAUAAUCAACUGGAAUGGAAUUAAUUCAAUUGGUCAAAA